Molecule: messenger RNA, 1044 nt
Organism: Penicillium roqueforti
Lineage: Eukaryota; Fungi; Ascomycota; Eurotiomycetes; Eurotiales; Aspergillaceae
Gene: encD
Product: Fe(2+)/2-oxoglutarate-dependent oxygenase encD
Exons: 3
Coding region: 1-1044 (347 amino acids)
Molecular function (GO): dioxygenase activity
Source: RefSeq, a predicted model, not a curated record
AUGUCUCUACCUGCAGCUCCACCCAUCUUGGAUUUCUCUCCAUUCUAUGGAGAGGAUAGCGACGCAAAAUCAAAGUUGAUCGCAGAAGUGCGCAAAUGUUGCCAUUACAAUGGCUUCUUUCAGAUCACUGGCCACCGCAUCCCACUGGACUUGCAGAACCGUGUCAUGAAUUGCUCCAGGCGCUUCUUUGAUCUUCCCCUGGAGGAGAAAUUGAAAAUUGACAAGAAUCUCACCACUUUCAACAGAGGCUAUGAACUCCUCCGGUCGCAAAUGCUAGAAGUAGGCACCGGGCCAGAGCUGAAAGAAGGCCUGUACAUCGGCGAGGAAAUCCCCGAAGACCACCCCUACUAUCUGGAGAAGAAACUGAACAGUGGCCCCAACCAGUGGCCCCCUACUGUUCCCAAUAAGGAGGAGUUCCAAGAAACAACCAUGGAAUACUACCACGCGGUGUUCGAUCUGGCAAAGGAUGUUUUGGGGGUCCUGGCUCAAACGCUGGGAGUUGAAUCAACAUUCUUCGACCCUCUCACAGACGGAGCCGUUGCAACAAUGCGAUACCUGCACUAUCCCGCGCAGCCGGAGGACACCGACGAGAAAUUGAAUCGCGGCAUCGGAGCGCAUACCGACUUUGGAUGUAUCACUCUCCUUCUACAGGAUGAGGUCGAUGGGUUGCAGGUGCUAGAUGCGCCAUCAGGUCAAUGGCUGGAUGUCAAACCCGUUCCUGGAGCGUAUGUCGUGAAUUUGGGUAACCUCUUCAUGCGCAUGGCGAAUGACAAAUAUAAAUCCAACACCCAUCGUGUGAUCAACAAAUCCGGUCGAGAGAGAUACUCGAUUCCGUUCUUUUUCAGUGGAAACCCGGACUAUAUCUGCGAGUGUUUGCCUAACUGUCGCGAAGAGGGGGAACCUGCCAAGUACGGUCCAAUUACUGUGCAGGAUAUGGUUACAGCGUCUUACAAGGAGAGCUAUGGCCGCGCUGAGGAAUUCAAGAAGGAUUUGGAUUUACAGAAGGCAGAUGUUAUUCCGGUUGUUGCUGCGGUCGGUGCCUAG